AUGGACCAUGUCGGUGUCGGAGAAAUAGGUCAUCCAACAGACAGCCACUUCUCCGCGAUGUUCCGCAGGGUGUUGUCAACCCUCGCCAAGGAGACUCAUCCACAGGUAGACAUGGCGAACGUUGAACAGCUGCUGAAGGAGGUUCCCUGCCAUGUCCUCACCGAGAACCACAUCCCCAAGCAAGACAACGGUCAUGACUGUGGAGUCUUCGUUUGCCACUACUUGAAAACUUUGGUCUACUCCGACUUCGCCAACUUGAAGAGUGGCCUGUGGUUCAAAGGGGUGAGCGCGCUGCAGUACCGCCGCAUCAUGCGCGCUGAUUUAUGCGCACACGCUAUGGGAGAGUUGCUCCGGAAGCUAGAGGAGGAUGGCUUGGAUGUUCCAUCUCAGCAAAGCGGCACGACCACCAACACAACUUUGAGGGAGGGUGCGACGGAUGGACGUCAGACAGAAGAAGAUCGUAUAGACCAGCUCGAGGCGGAGGUAUGCUCGUUAAAGCGCGAGGUCGGUGCGAUGACUGCAGGCUUCGCCGCAAUUGGUAGUGUGAUUGGGAUGUCGAGGGAGCAAUUAAUCUCAGCAGGCAAAAACAUGCUGCAGCAAACUGCCGUCGGUGCGCAGGGGUCGAGGGGUGAUGAUGGGCGCAAUCACGGCCCAAACACUCCGCUGCGGCCGUCAGCCUACACGAAGCAGCUGAACGACAGCCCAGACGAGGAUAUGAUGGGCUCCAACACGAGAGUGUCGCUCGACAGCAAAUUCGCGGCGGCCGUUGGUGCGUGCCCCUGUUUCCCGGCACAUCUGCCAAUUCCCGGGACGAGCGGUGCGGGCGCACCUCCCGGCUUCAUAGCUGUACCUAAGCAGGAGACCUUGGCGGGAGGAGAGGAUUCUGACGAAGAUGGAGAGGGCGAGAACGAGCCAGGAACAAAGCCGACCAAGUACACAGGGGUCUAUGUGGAGGCCGAUACAGGCAAGUAUGGGGUGAAGGUCAUCGCGAAGGACAAGGAGGGGAAGAAGACAACGAAGAGAGUCGGCGCGUACACCACGACAGAGGAGGCUGCGUAUUGCUACGCGGCAGCUGCCCACGUGCUGAGGCCUGGUAAAGGCACCCGGAACUCUGUGGCUUUAUCAGCGGCUGAUAAGGCAGCUCAGAAGGGGUGCACCCCCGAAAUCCUGAAAUUCAUGGUGGAUGCCCGCAUGUGGUGGCGCUGGAGGGUAUGGAGGGAGACCUACAAAGGUCUGAUGCGGAAGGCAGCAAAAGCCAAGAAGAAUGCAACGCGUGCAAAGAGGGGCAGACCGCGCAAGGAGAGUGGUGAUCAGGGUGGGGGCACGGCAGGGGAGGGUGAAGGCGAGAAGGCUGGCGGUGAGGACACCGUAAUCGUUGCCAACGAACCAGAGGACUGCAGGGUGCUUAAGAAGGCCCGCGGUGCAGAGGCAAAGUCCACCGACGACAAGACCGAUGAAACUGGUCGUGGGAGGCAGAAGGAUGGUGCUUGGGAUAUCAAUAAUACUGGUGGUGAGACAUCUGACGCUUCCCCCGGCAGGGUCGGCAAACAAGCGCUGGAGAGUGACUCUCCCGAUUCGCGUUCCAAGAGCAACGGUGCUCCUCGUCUAGCGAACCGGAAUCGAGGCGAGGACGUAGACGGGGGCGAACAGGCACACAACGUGAGCAAUAACAACGCUUCCGAUGAGGAGGAUGACGAGGAUGUGGGUGACGCGAUGCGCACAAUGUUCGAAAACAAUGCGUACCGAGAGAACGAUGCUGUGGACACCAAUGGCGAGGAGGUGCGCGUUUCCGCGGGAGUUAUCAUGAGCCUGCUUAAGUCGCAGGACGAGAGCGCGCAGAAGGUGGCUCGCUUGGAAACUCUGCUUUUGGAGGCGCUGGCGAAGUCCGAUGGGGGGUCCCGUCGGCGCAAGGCGAAGCGGCAGAGGGAUCCCGGGCAGGGAUGCAUGAACCCAAAGCGCCAGCGUCGCGGCGAGGCAGUGGCCGACGUUGAGGAGGAUGACGAUGAGGAGGAGGACGACGACUACGAGGACAUGGCACAUAUUCGCAUACGUCGGAAGCACAUGCGCUCUGCAAAGUCGCCUGUUCUUCAACGCGCACUGGAUCUGCUGCCGGCCGACAAGGCUUGGAAGGUGGGACGUGCUACCAAACUUCGCCUAUGCGAGCUGGUCCGAUUGCAGCUGUUUUUGAAGAAGCCGGCCGCAACCAUGACUUUCUAUCCGAGCUCUGACGGCAAGACAUAUGGCGUUAGCUCAGUGAUUGACCGCCUGCCGCAUAGCUUCGCGUGCCUUGCGCUUGCCGCGGACAAGUCCCGCCGUGCUGACCUUAACAAGACGCUGAGCGAGUGGAAGACAAGGGCUGCAGCACGGGUCCGGGACAUUGCGCUCCCCAAGCUUGGAUUCUUCCGUGAUGAGCACGACGAGGCAAGCCCGUGGGCAAGGGACAACGCACGCACGCUGGAGCAGAUUCGGGAGCGCAUUGGGCUCGGUGCGGAGGAGAGCCAUGAUCUGGUGCUGAGCAACUGGUCUAACAACCGCGACGACGGGAUGCCCUUUGCGUCUGCCGCGUUUGCGGCGUGCGCAAAGGCUGCCUUCAUUCCGAAGAAGGCUGCACUGCCGCUCACUUUGAAGGUGUACCACCUUGUGUGGCUGGAGCACGUGGUGUCCGACAGCAUCAUGUAUUGGGAGCAGAGGAUGGGCCGCCUCUCUAACUCGGCCGGGGGGAACGGCCACGUGGUGAACGGGCUCAAGGUGCUUGUGAAGGGCUCCGUUUCACAGGCCAUCCGUCACUUCAAUCCCGAGUACGACGACGAGAAGGAGGAAUGGAUAUGGGGACGCCAUGGCCUCCGCCUUUCUGCCUGUGGUCUUGAGAACAUGAAGCCUAAUGCUGGCGCCAGCGGCGGAGACGGCGCCGAGAAUGAUGUGCAGUCGGUGUCAGUCGGGGGCGUGUAG
Closterium sp. Yama58-4 is the source of this 2949-nucleotide messenger RNA. The record is from the annotation of a GenBank genome assembly. NCBI's taxonomy places the organism in Eukaryota, Viridiplantae, Streptophyta, Zygnematophyceae, Desmidiales, Closteriaceae.